UUGGACUGAAGCUGCACUGGAAAAGAACAGAGUCUCCCUGUUCAUGACUCAGCGUGUGAACGGAGGCAGAGCAUAUCUGGUUCAGACUUGAUGAAUACCAGUUUCCUCACUGUGGGAAUUCCUGAACUUGGGGUUCUGUUGCACAAUCUCCUUCCACUGCUGAUUAUAUGACCCUGGAUGUUAGGGUGCUGGACCAGAAGAGAAGGUUGGACUCUGAGGAACACAUCAUGAAGUUGCAUUUGGCAGCAGCUCUGUCUUCUUUGGUGUCGUUGCACAUCUGUCUGUCUCCAGUUUGCUGUCAGCAGCCUGUGAACUGCAGAUGGGGGGCUUAUGGAGAGUGGUCUGAGUGUGAUGGCUGCACCAGCACAAAGGUGCGUACUCGCCACGUGCAAGUGUAUGCCCAGUUUGGGGGUGUGCCAUGUUCAGGAGAGGCAACACAAACACAACCGUGUGUCCCACAGAAAAGAUGUCCAUUGGAAACAGGAUGCGGAGACAGGUUCCGCUGCACCUCGGGUCAGUGUAUCAGCCGCUCUCUUCUGUGUAACGGAGACCAGGACUGUGAGGAUGGUCUGGAUGAGAGAGGCUGUGACAACAGCCAGUACUCAUGUGACCUUCACAAAACGCCUCCCAACUCUGACUUCACAGGCAGAGGGUAUGACGUGUUGACAGGGAAACUGAGAGCAGGUGUGAUCAACACUCUGAGCUUUGGAGGCCAGUGCAGGAAGGUGUUCAGUGGUGACCACCAAGUCUAUUACAGACUGCCACAGAACAUCCUCCGGUACAACUUUGAGGUGAAAGUAAACAAUGAUGAGAAUGAUGAAUCCUACGAAAGCUCCUGGUCCUACAUGCAACACAUCCAGUCCAACGCCUUGGUGGGACAUGACCGCCGCACCUUCCACAGAGAUGUCACUGGGUCUAAGGCCCACAGAUUGAUAAUCCUGAAGAAUAAAGUGGAGCUGGCACAGUUCCAAAACUCUGCCCCCCAGUAUCUUACCCUGGCCGAAGGCUUCUGGAAGGCCCUGUCCUCGCUGCCGCUCACAUACGACUACUCUGCCUACCGCCAGCUGCUUCAGACGUACGGCACACACUACUUCUCUGAGGGCUCCCUCGGAGGCGAAUACCAAGCCUUGUUGGAGAUAGACCGCCAGUUCCUCGCUUCAUCCAAUACAACAGACAUUGAGUACAAGAAGUGCUGGAGAAAAGUGAAACGGCGUUUUUUCAGGAAGAAAGUGAAAACUGUCUGUGAAAAACUGACAAAAUCUUUAUCAUCCAGCCAUGGACACAAUGUAAAUAAGAUGCCCAUUAAGGUCAACAUUUUUGGUGGAGAUCUGUCCUUCAUAGCUGCUCUGUCUGUUCUGGAUCUGGAAAAUCCAGAAGCUAAUGGAGAGGUCUAUGAUAACUGGGCUUCAUCUGUCAAAGACUUCCCUGAUGUCAUAGACCAGAAGCUGCGUCCUCUGUAUGAGCUGGUGAAGGAGGUCCAGUGUGCAGGUUUGAAAAAGCUCCACCUGAAAAGAGCCACAGAGGAGUACCUGGUGGAGGAGCAUCCCUGUCACUGCCGGCCCUGCCAGAACAACGGAGAGCCGCAGCUGACAGGCUCCGAGUGUAGCUGCGUCUGCCGGCCGGGAACCUCCGGACGAGCCUGCGAGAAUGGAGCUGUGAUUGGAGAGCAACCAGGGGUGAUCCAUGGCAGCUGGAGCUGCUGGUCAUCCUGGGGAUCUUGUUCCAAUGGUCAAAGGUUGAGGACUCGCAGCUGCAACAAUCCCGCUCCCAGCAGAGGCGGCCGCUACUGCACUGGAUUGCAAGAGGAGCAGAGUCCUUGUGAGGAGCCAGAGAUCCAGUAUUUACAGAGGAUGGAGCCUCAGUGCUUCAGUCUCUCUGUGACUCCACCUAAGACAUGUGGUCCACCUCCUAACCUCAGGAAUGGAUUUGUUGAGAAUCCAAGAGAUUUUUACCUGGUUGGAAACAUAGUGGAGUACUCCUGCAUAAGUGGCCAUCACCUCAGUGGAAACGCUGUGUCUCGGUGCACUGAAAACCAGAGGUGGACGACAGAAACAAGAGUUUGUAAAAGUUCCACAUGUGGGAUUCCCCCUCUCACCGGUGAAGUUAUAGCCACGCCCACCCAAGCAGCCUAUCAGAUAGGAGACAGAGUGUCUCUCUCCUGUCCUGCGCAGUCAGUGCUGGAUGGUGAAGUGUCAGAGAUCCUAUGCAACCCCAGUCUGCAGUGGUCUCCCUCUCCAGCAGGCGCUCAUUGUAAAGCAGCUCCUACACCUCCCUCUCUUCCACCCGGCCUGAAAUGUAAACUGUGGGAGAAUGUAGGAAAAACUGGGUGUGUGUGUAAAAUGCCAUUCCAGUGCUCGACUUCUCUGCAGUUGUGUACCAGAUUUAGCUCAAGCCAAGCCCGUUUAUUCGGCGUCUGUCAGCUCGGGGCUCUUCGGUGUUUGGGACGGAGCUUCACGUUGGCCAGUGACAGCGACUGUACCUGGCCAGAGGAGACAUUCACAUCCUGCGAGGCUUGCAAACCAGGAACAGUCUGUCAGGAAUCAGAAAGGAAGUGCGUAUGCCAAAACACGUCAGAAUGCCCUAAAGACUCCGCCCCCCUGUGCGUUAACUCUGGUGUUGGCAGUGUUGCCACGACGAUGAGCGAAUGCGAGGUGGGGGCCAGACGGUGUGCUGGGGAGCAGCUGAACGUGAUCGGAAUUGAGGCUUGUCCAGAAUAAAGAAGGUGGUUGUUUUACUCACUGUGAAGUAUCACACUGGCAACCGGACAGUUUUUUUUCCCUCACUGACAUGAUUGUAAAUAGAAGCUAAUGUCUUUUCUUAACUUGAAUGAUGUAAAUAGGCUCCUCUGCCAUCCUGUGCUUUCUUUCUAUAUUUGUCAUAGAGGACCAAGGGCAUAGGUUUGGUCCAUAGGUUUGGUCUCAACAUUGGUAGGGACACAACAACCCAGCCAAACAAAGAUUAACAUGUAAGAUCUGUAUUUACAUUUAAAUAAAAACUUUACACAAUAACAGAUCAAAGACUAAAGGAAAGUAAACUUUAGGAAAUAACUUGUUAAUGGAAAAGUGAGAAAAAACGCAUUUUUAUAUUCAGUAGGCCUACAAGUGUUGUAGUUCCCCUUUUCCCCUUGAUGUCACAUUUAACAGUAAAAUAUAAAAUAUAAUCCAGUGAUGCAUCACUAUUAAUAAUCUAAUAAUGUAAGGGUAGUGAUGUUAGGUAGCUAGCAGGUAUUUAAUGUAGCUACAGGCUAGAUAGUUCACUACCUAUUACUUCCUGUGGAAAGUGAAAAAUCUGCUGAUGUCUCUUUUUUGGUUGCAUGAUAUCUACAAAGUACAAAACGUGUUUACAUGGACAAAACUAAAUGAUGUGUGCUGUGCAGUUCAGUUCAGACAAUAGAGGAAAGAGAGUCAUCUGAAAUACAAAAUUUUGACCCAACCUGGAGGUCUGAACUAACAGCACUGAUAACUUCACUCAAAGAUUGGUAGGAACAAUUCUGUACUCCCAUAUGCAAAUCUACGCCCAGGUGGAGACGGAUAAUUGACAACAUUUGCUUGAGAAGCAAUAAUGUUCUGUUCUGAAGGUUUGACAAAAUCUGAAAUAAAUGCCUUUGCUUUGGUUAAAGGAAGAUAAUUAAACACUUGUCAGAUUGCAUUUUUGUUCUCUUUAUCUCUUUUGUUAAAAUAUCAAUUAUUAUUUUACUUGGUCAUUCAUCUAAUAAUUUUUCAAAUCACCAGUAAUGACUUCAAAUUAUGUUUAUUUUUAAAAUACCUUUCACCUUAUAUUGAUUGUGUGAUGUCAAAACUUGCAUUUAAGGAUUAGCCAGGUUGAUCAGAAUAUGUGCUGUGUAGGCAUUUUUGUAGCCCCGUCGUUAGAGCUGAAUGUUCUGCCAAAGAUGUUUUUUUUAGUUGGAAUGAUUGUUCUUGCAUUUCAUUUUCACUGAAAUUGUUUUUUAAAUGAAGAUGAUGUGAUUUUUGGUGGGGUUUGUACCAAACAAGCAUGUUCCCCUACGUCGGCAGAAUAUGAUUUAUAGGCUGUACCACAACACGUAUGGUGUUAACAAUGCACUACCAUGUUGUGAUACAUUUUACUUUUAUCAACAAAAUUGCAUCUCCUGUGAUUUGGAUAUUGCACUUGGCCAUAUUGUGAUUUCGAUUAUAUUUUGAUUAAUUUUGCAGCCCUACCAGUAAUAAUUAUUUACUAUUGUUUUCUGCAUUCUCUUUGGUCUCCAUUCAAAUAUUGUUACAGGGCCUUUUUGAUACCAUUUAAUCAAAUGAGGAAGUCAUAUAAAAAAUAUGAUAUACAGGUAUCUGUCUGUGGUUCCAGUUUAGUCUCAGUCUUGAGUAUCUGGAUAGCUUGGUCACAUUAAUGUGUAUUUCACGGUUUGAAAAAUAUUCUGAGAGAUAACUGUGCUCCCACUGAUUUGAAUCUAACACCAAUCUCACGUAGUUUAUGUCACUACAGGAGAGUGUGAUCUGCAUAGAUCGAACAGGGUCUGACCCCUGAUUUGUGACUGUACAUUCUUUGAAUUUAUAAGCCCUGAGUCUGAUGUUGCACAUUUUCUGUAUUUAAAACAAAAACUGGAAUGGCAUUUAUUUCUGCUGUAUUGUUGAUGCCAUGUAGAUGUACUCUUCUGUCCGUUCCAAAUAAAGAUAUAAUUAAAAAAAAAGAAAAA
This is a messenger RNA of Seriola aureovittata, 4669 nucleotides long. It is a transcript of the gene c7b, whose product is annotated as complement component 7b. Gene Ontology annotation, molecular function: protein binding. The record is from RefSeq and is a predicted model, not a curated record. Gene Ontology annotation, cellular component: membrane attack complex. Bases 168 to 2717 code for a protein of 849 amino acids. NCBI's taxonomy places the organism in Eukaryota, Metazoa, Chordata, Actinopteri, Carangiformes, Carangidae. The transcript is spliced from 18 exons. Gene Ontology annotation, biological process: immune response.